AUCGUAUCUGAUAAUUUAAAGUUUGUAAUCCGAGAUCCUUCACAAUUUUAUGCCUUGAAUAUAUAAUCAACACAAAUUCUGCCUGCAAUUAAGUUGUAUAUGUUUUAACAGUUUUAAUGACGAUGAUCAUGAUAGUUGUUAGAGACCUUUUAAAGCCUGCCCCCUGCUGCCACUUAGGGCUCUUCAGAAGUCAUUCGAUGGAAUCUCAUUCAAUAGACAGUAUACCGACACACUUCUUUUGUUUGUAAAGUUUGGCACAAACUUCGAUUAUUGUUGUUCAACAAACCUGAGUCAAUGUUUUUGUGGUGUAUUCUUUCAUCCCCAGCGCCGAUCAAUACCCAUUUUCUUUAGAGACGUGGAGUAACGAGGUUGUGGCUUUCGGGUUAACCUUUUGUACGGUAGGGGUCCCAGACGCCCGUUGCUAAGGGACGCCGAAACUGUCUUUAUGCUUGAAAUCCGAUACCAUACAGUAUUCAUGCGAGAACAUUGAAUGCACAGAGAAGAGGACUAUUGACUGACAACGCAAGCAUAAUAAUCUUACUACAUGUGCUAAGAAGUAAACAUAAUAUUGAAUGUUGAGUUUACAAGAGGUUUUGAAGAGAUAUACCUAUGAUUUCUACUCAUUCUAACCGUGUAUCGACAUGGGAAACUUCUGGUGCUAUGGAUAGACUUUUGGUUCACACUGUUCCAUCGAGUCUACCAGAGAUAUGGAGUCCGGGUGGAACAGGUAUUCACCGGGCCAUCUUGGGUGGCAGGCUCCACCAAGUUAGAUUGCUCAUCUCUAUGAAAGCUCACGUGGAUAAACGGGAUUCAGCUGGUUAUACCCCUCUUAUGGUGGCGGCGAUGCUAUCACCAGAUGAUCAUGGUGUGAAGUGUAUCAAAGUUUUGCUGAAGGCAGGAGCGGAAUUGAACAUGUUGGAUUUCAUGGGACGGUCUGCGCUUGGUCUAGCUUGCCUUCAUGGUAGGGAGAAGGCAGUGGAAGUCUUUCUCUUAGAGGAUAAACUCGAGAAAAACAUGCCAGAUAAAAAUGGUGAUACCCCAUUAAACCUUGCCGCAUCCCAAGGGUUCACCAAGAUUGUCAAGAUGCUCGUGUCAUCGUUCAAGAAAGAUGGCAUCUCAGUUGACAAAAGAAAUAAACAAGGAUGUACUGCUCUUCUUUUAGCUACUAAACUUGGCCACUAUGAAUGUGCCAGAAUCUUGCUCGAGGAAGGAAAGGCAUCGGUGAGUUCCAGGGACAACGAUUACUUUAUGAACUCUACAGAAUGGGCUAAAUUUAGCAAGCAGAAACUGGUGGAUGAAAUAAAGACCAGGUCAUCCAUGUUUGUAAAUGAUCCGCGGAUGAAGUCUGCUGAUCUGCGCUCCGAGUCGGUUCCGCCGCCGGCGACGUCGUCAUCAUGCCGAACGGUUCGACGUUUUAUCCCACCGUUUCACAGCUUCAACAAAGAGAUACAAAUGAUUGGACAGUUACGUCGGCAACAGGAGCAGCUUACACAACUCAUCUUUGCUUUCCAGGAACGUGAUAAGGAUCGUCAUAGCGAAUCUGGUAGCCGCUGUGGUAAACGUAGAAAGGAUAGCCGCGUUUCAAGCGCAGCUUCAGCGGCGACUGACCGCCUUGAUCCUCGUAACGUUCAGGAACGGGACUGCCCCAACACUCCCCUUGAUCUUGGGAUUUUAUUUAGACUUUACACUGAACAACAGAAAAGUAGACCGUCUCAAGCUGCCAACCGACAUCUUCUUUUUGGGUCGGUUCCGUCGAUGUUAGAACCGUCUGAUGCACAUACAAAUGUAACUGGUAGACCAGUUCCAGUACGACGUCAUAAUACAUCGGGUGUUGGGGCAAACAACGCGAACUCAUCAAACAUGAAACGGAGACCUACGAUCACCAGCGUAUCAUAAAAAUUAACUCCCUUCGUUUUUGUUCGAAUUAUUUGAGACAGAAAGGUUAUGGUGAAAAUGUGAAAUGUAGCAUAGUUUAUAUUUACAUUACGGUGCUCAUACGAUCCAAAUGUUCUCUUACUUUUGCAUCUAAAUCAUGCAGAAUGUAAAACGAGCAUCGUAUACUCAAAUUAUUCCAUAGCUUGCUUUAUCUUAUCCAUGAAAAUGUGAAGGUUUGGGAUGUGCUGGUGGCAUUAAUUCCAAGGAUAAUUAGUUGUGACAACAGUCUAUUGAACAUGUUCGAAAAUGCGUUUCCUAUAAUACAAGAUUUGCUUUAAUGUUCUCGAAUGGAAGAUGAACCGAAUUGCCUAACCUGGUGACAUACAGCAAUCAGUUUUGAUUUAUAUGAUAUUCCUAUUCGAUGGGGUAUAGAGGGUGCAUAUUAUAGGCUCCAAUUAGUUUCUUAUAAUUCACAUUUUCAAAUAACCCAGUCUCAGCUGGAAUUUCUCUAGAAAAAGCAAAGAAGUCCCUAAAUUAUGGCAAUAGCUCUCGAACUUGAUUAUGUCAUAUGUUGGCAGCUCCUAAUACCAAGCAAUAUGAAAUCCAUUGAGUUUCCUUUUCUAAAGAAACUGAAAACAAAAACAUUCUGCGUUUAUCAGACACAUUAUUUCAUCACUUUUCUAUAAAAGAAGUGUGUACAUUCGAUACUUACUAUUAAAGAAAACUACAUAUGAAAUUUAUAUUGCAUGGGAACAGGGAACUGUUUUAUUAUUGAUAUUAUUACUAUUAUUAAGAUGAUGAUUGGUAGUAGUGGUAGUAGUAGUAGUAGAAGUAGUUGAAGA
Lytechinus variegatus (green sea urchin) is the source of this 2717-nucleotide messenger RNA. Its product is annotated as protein TANC2-like. Gene Ontology annotation, molecular function: protein binding. Bases 610 to 1896 code for a protein of 428 amino acids. The record is from RefSeq and is a predicted model, not a curated record. Gene Ontology annotation, cellular component: cytoplasm; nucleus. NCBI's taxonomy places the organism in Eukaryota, Metazoa, Echinodermata, Echinoidea, Temnopleuroida, Toxopneustidae. The transcript has a single exon.